Molecule: messenger RNA, 1488 nt
Organism: Chrysochloris asiatica (Cape golden mole)
Lineage: Eukaryota; Metazoa; Chordata; Mammalia; Afrosoricida; Chrysochloridae
Gene: SLC37A3
Product: solute carrier family 37, member 3
Exons: 14
Coding region: 1-1488 (495 amino acids)
Biological process (GO): transmembrane transport
Cellular component (GO): endoplasmic reticulum membrane
Molecular function (GO): transmembrane transporter activity
Source: RefSeq, a predicted model, not a curated record
AUGGCCUGGCCAGACAACUUCCAGAGAGGAACACUCAUGUCCCGCUUUAGCCACCAUCAUGUCGUUGUGUUCCUGCUUACCUUCCUAAGUUACUCAUUAUUCCAUGCUUCAAGGAAGACGUUCAGCAAUGUCAAAGUCAGCAUCUCUAAGCAGUGGACCCCGACGGCUUUCAACAAGUCAGCUGAGUUGCCUGUGGAGAUCUGGAAUAGCAGCCACCUGUUCCCCAGUGCGGAGGGUGCUACACUCUUCCUGGGCACCCUGGACACCAUUUUCCUCUUCUCUUAUGCUGUGGGCCUCUUCAUCAGCGGCAUCAUUGCGGACCGGCUCAAUCUGCGAUAUGUCCUGUCAUUUGGCAUGUGUUCGUCUGCGCUAGUGGUGUUUGUGUUUGGCACCGUCACAGAGUGGCUGCAUUUUUACAACAAGUGGUUCUACUGCUUCCUGUGGACCAUCAAUGGGCUGCUGCAGUCCACCGGCUGGCCCUGUGUGGUCGCCGUCAUGGGCAACUGGUUCGGGAAAGCCGGGCGGGGAGUUAUUUUUGGUCUUUGGAGUGCCUGUGCAUCUGUGGGCAACAUCCUGGGAGCGGUCCUAGCCUCUUCCGUCCUUCAGUUUGGCUAUGAGUAUGCCUUCCUGGUGACGGCGUCUGUGCAGUUUGCCGGUGGAGUCGUCAUCUUCUUUGGUCUCCUGGUAUCACCAGAAGAAAUCGGUCUCCCAGGAGUCGAAGCAGAGAAACCUUGUGAAGAAGACACGCACAGGCCGCUCAUGAACGGUGCUGAAAAUGAAGACGAGUAUGAGCCCAAUUACUCGAUCCAGGACCGUGGUGCUGCUGUUCCUCAAGUCAAGGCUAUAAGCUUCGGCCAGGCGUGCUGCCUCCCUGGGGUUGUGCCGUAUUCGCUGGCCUACGCCUGCCUGAAGCUGGUGAAUUACUCCUUCUUCUUCUGGCUACCUUUUUAUCUGAGUAAGAACUUUAAGUGGAAGGAGGCCGAAGCCGACCAGCUGUCCAUCUGGUACGAUGUUGGAGGAAUCAUAGGGGGCACCCUCCAGGGCUUCAUCUCUGACCUGCUCCAGAAGAGAGCCCCUGUUCUGGCGCUGAGCCUGCUGCUGGCCACCGGGUCCCUUGUGGGAUACAGCCGCUCACCUGACAACAAGUCCAUCAACGCCCUUCUGAUGGCGGUCACAGGGUUUUUUAUCGGGGGACCUUCUAACAUGAUCAGCUCUGCGAUUUCUGCGGACCUGGGGCGCCAGGAGCUAGUUCGAGGGAGCAGUGAGGCUCUGGCCACGGUCACGGGCAUUGUUGACGGUACUGGGAGCAUCGGCGCUGCUGCGGGCCAGUAUCUGGUGUCUUUGAUCCAGGACAAACUUGGAUGGAUGUGGGUGUUCUAUUUCUUCAUUCUCAUGACGAGUUGCACGAUUGUGUUCAUCUUACCGCUAGUUGUGAGGGAAAUACGCCAACUUGUACAAAGGAGGCAGACUCCUACAGCAAGUGACUGA